Conger conger (European conger) is the source of this 1117-nucleotide messenger RNA. Its product is annotated as leucine-rich repeat-containing protein 72. The record is from RefSeq and is a predicted model, not a curated record. The transcript is spliced from 7 exons. Gene Ontology annotation, molecular function: protein binding. The coding region runs from base 40 to 627 and encodes 195 amino acids. Lineage: Eukaryota; Metazoa; Chordata; Actinopteri; Anguilliformes; Congridae.
GUUUCUUAGUAACAGCACUGAAGUCAGGAGCCGGAAAGAAUGGAAUGGAAGGAGAUCAGUGACAUUCUACAAAGGUGCGGCAUUAAAAGAAAUAUCGAUGUCAGUCAACUUUACCUGGCCAAGAAGGGAAUCGUCUCUAUCCCUGAUUUGUCAAGAUUUCCAAUGCUGAGACGCUUAUGGGUGAACAACAAUAAGAUAAAGCAUAUUUCCUGCCUGGCCGUCAGUUGCUGCCUGACUGAACUUUACCUGCAGAACAAUGCACUUACCUCUAUCUCAGGAGCCUUAGGUCACCUGACCUGCCUGAAGAUUCUAUCAUUGCACAACAAUGAGCUGAGGAGGCUAGAGGAGUCAGUAAGAGAGCUGAAGAGAAUGCAGUGCCUCCAUACUGUCAAGCCUCAAUAUCACCACUAUGUGGUCCAUCAUUUGCCAUCGGUUAAAAUGCUGGAUAGAAAAGAGGUGAAGCAGGAGGAGAGGACUGCAGCGUUUCAGCAGUACUGCCCAGAGAGACACCGUGUCCGACAGUCUCUGGCCUUUGGGCGGCGGGCAGAAGCUGCUCCGCUGACCGGAACUUCUUUCCAAAUGGAAAGAGCCGGAGCAUCAGGUGGAGACACAGUCAUACAUGGAUAAUAUGCAGCCGGCAAGAACAUCAGCCAAAAACAAACCACAACCUUUUUGCGUAUAAAAAAUUGUCAUCAACGUAAGUUUUUAAGUUUUGCAUGAAGUCUGGUGCAAGGGAUUCUUUAUUAGCAUGUAUGCCAUUGUUAUAGUUUUUCCCUUCAUGAUGCAGAUUAAAAUGGCUUGUAAAUAGAUUACAGGCUCUGUUCACCAGCAGGGACCUGCAUUAGCAUCCUUCUACAAGGUACUCAACCUCAACUGCUUCAGCCUUCUGUGUUAUCCUCCAGUAUAAACUAUGAGAAAAAACGUCGUCCAUGGUGUAUGGACGAGGGCAUGAAGGGUGGUUUCUGCUAGGUGAAUGAAUCACUGCCAGAGGCAAUAACACACAGAUAACCAGGAGAAGAAGCACAUAAUUCACUACAUAUGUAGCACAUGUGGCUUGUGCAUUAUACUGUCUGCUUGAACCCAAUCCAGCCCUCCUGAAAACAGAAAAGGAAUUACA